AUGCAGAGCCUCGGCAAGGAGAACCACAGCUUUGUAUCUGAGUUCAUCCUCCUUGGUUUCUCCAGUGAGUCACAGGUCAGAAUAGCCCUGUUCUCCUUCUUCCUUCUCCUCUACCUCAUCAUUCUUCUGGGCAAUGGACUCAUCAUCACCCUGAUCUACAUGGACUCACACCUCCACACACCCAUGUACUUCUUUCUCAGCAUCCUCUCCUUGGUGGACAUGAGCUAUGUCACUACCACCAUGCCCCAGAUGUUGAUUAAUAUGGUGUGUCCAAAGAAAACCAUCUCCUGGGGAGCUUGUGUAGCCCAAAUGUUCAUCUUCUUGGUCCUGGGCAUUGCUGAGUGUGUGCUCUAUGCCAUUAUGGCCUAUGACAGGUAUGUGGCCAUUUGCUUCCCCCUUCACUAUCCUUUGCUCAUGGGCCGCUCCAUUUGUAUCAAGAUGGUCACAGGCUGUUGGGCCAUUAGCAUAGCUGGGGCCCUGAUCUACACUGUCUUCACCAUGCGUCUGCCUUAUUGUGGCCCCUACAAGAUAAACCACUUCUUUUGUGAGGUCCCUGCCGUCCUAAAGUUGGCCUGUGCAGACACAUCCUUCAAUGACCAUUUGGACUUCAUCUUGGGUUUCACCCUGCUCUUGGUCCCAUUCUCCCUCAUCCUGGUCUCUUAUGUCUGCAUCUUUGCCUCCAUCUUAAGAAUCCACUCAUCCCACGGGAGGCUCAAGUCUUUCUCCACAUGUGCCUCCCACAUUACUGUGGUCAUUAUGUUCUAUGGGCCAGCCAUGAUAAUGUACAUGAGGCCUGGCUCCUGGUAUGACCCAAAGCGGGACAAGAAGCUAGCUCUGUUCUACAAUGUUGUCUCUGCCUUCCUCAACCCCAUCAUCUACAGCCUCCGGAACAAAGAUGUAAAGGGGGCCUUUCUGAAUGUAUUUGGUAACAGAAGGGCAUCUCAGUGA
This is a messenger RNA of Puma concolor (puma), 948 nucleotides long. RefSeq names its product olfactory receptor 2A12-like. Gene Ontology annotation, cellular component: membrane. Gene Ontology annotation, molecular function: olfactory receptor activity; G protein-coupled receptor activity. Gene Ontology annotation, biological process: G protein-coupled receptor signaling pathway. The record is from RefSeq and is a predicted model, not a curated record. NCBI's taxonomy places the organism in Eukaryota, Metazoa, Chordata, Mammalia, Carnivora, Felidae.